Symbiodinium pilosum is the source of this 1581-nucleotide messenger RNA. Lineage: Eukaryota; Dinophyceae; Suessiales; Symbiodiniaceae. The record is from the annotation of a GenBank genome assembly.
AUGGCGUUCCUGCUCGCCUUGCUGGCCUUGCUGGCCACUGGCACGCUCAGCUGGGCUGAAGCCAAGCCUCCGAACAUCCUCUUCAUCCUGGCAGAUGACCUUGGCUUCAAUGACGUGUCCUUCCAUGGCUCCCCGCAGAUCCCGACUCCCAACAUCGACGAGAUCGCACGUACUGGCAUCACUCUGAACAGCUACUAUGCCCAGCCAGUUUGCAGCCCUACACGUGCGACCAUCAUGAGUGGACGGCAUGUGUCGCACACCGGCAUCUACAUGCCACUUAUGAUGGGCACGGCGGCCAGGCUGAACAUCAGCUACUCGACGCUGCCCCAGUUCUUGGAGAAGCUGGGCUACGACACCCACAUGGUGGGGAAGUGGCACCUGGGUCAGAAUGAGCUGGCGGCGAUGCCGACAGGCCGAGGCUUCGCGAGCUUCUUCGGCUACCUGAGUGGUGAGGAGGAUUACAUCACACAUCAGGCAGCAGGAGCCUUCGACCUGUUUGACGGCACUCGCACAGCCUUUGAGUUCAACGGCACGCACUCCACGGGGCUCUGGGUGUCCAAGGUACUAAAUCUGCUGAGUAAACCGUCCGAGAAGCCCUUCUUCAUCUACCUGGCCUUCCAAAAUGUCCACUGGCCCCUGGAGCCUACAGAGGAGGCGCUGAGGCGCUUCGAGGGAAAGACCGGCGGCGACGCGCAACGCCAGGGUGUCUGCGGGCUAGCCUCGAUGCUGGACGACGCCGUUGGCCAGGUCAUUCGCAAGCUGAAGGACCAGAGACUGUAUGAUGAUACUCUGAUCGUCUUCGCCUCGGACAACGGAGGCCCUACGAACGGCUUCCAGGGUACCUGGUCCAGCAACUACCCUAUGCGCGGUGGCAAGAAUACGCUCUGGGAGGGAGGCACCCGAGUGGCUGCAGCCAUCAGGGGCCCUGGAAUUCCCCAGGAGCUCGUCGGCUCCGUCUCCUACCACAAGGUCCAUGCUGCAGACUGGCUCCCCACACUGGUGCGGGUGGCGGCCAAUGACCCCAAGUGGCUGGAGAGGAACUGGCCUCAGGGAGAGCCGGUCUUCGAGCUCGGUGAUGGCAUGGAUGUUUGGGACACCUUCAGCAAAGGCGUCGCUGUGCGCGAGGAGGUUCUGCUUGAGGCUCACCAGCAGGAUGAGACAAGGAUAGCGCACGGCAAUUCCCUGAUCGUGGGCGACUGGAAGAUUCUCAAGCUUUCGCCUUCCCAGCAGGAGGAGUUUGGCUGGGUGCCGCCUCCUGGCCAGAACCCUCGGGAAGUGGAGUACCAGCUGCCCUGCAGGCUGGCGGAUCAGCCCCGCUCGGUGGACUACACCGAGUGCAGCGAGGAGUUCUGCCUCUUCAACGUCGCGUCGGACCCCUGCGAGUACCGCAACGUGGCAAAGGAGCACCCCAAGAUCGUCGCAAGGUUGGCAGAGCGCUUGGCAGAGUACCAGAAGACUGCAGUGCCCGCCGUGAACUCGAAGGACUGCGGAUGCGCACCAGUGAUGGUCAAGGGCGCCUGGCGUCCUUGCGACCUUCCAGAUCCCGGCGCUGCCUGGGCCCUCCGCAACCUCGUGGUCUGA